Molecule: messenger RNA, 912 nt
Organism: Symbiodinium natans
Lineage: Eukaryota; Dinophyceae; Suessiales; Symbiodiniaceae
Source: the annotation of a GenBank genome assembly
AUGGCGCUGGGCUCCGAGUGGAGUGGAGGCUCGUCGCCCGCGCGAAAGUGGUGGGGUCCGCUGGAUGGUCCAAAGCCUGACCUACCGAGCGCCGGGACAGCACCCAGCGGGUGGCAGGAGGAGCGGAAGAUUGAUCCUCAGGAGGAGCAGUUGGCCAUCGCCGCCAAAAACGAGGCGGCGCAGCUUCGGCGGAAACUGAAGUCCCUCCGAGCGGAGAUUGCAAAGCGGAACGCAGCUCUUGAACUGCUUCCUGGUGGAAGCCUGCUUGGGGCCGACCAGCUCCUUCGCGGCUUUCGACAGGUGUCGCUGCGGAGUUUUUGGGAGUUGGUCCGAGAGGGCAACUCUGAGGCACUUAGACAAGACGACGGCUUCGUGCAAUGCGUGGGCAAGAGCUGCUUUCAAGGCCAAGAUGCCCAUGUGAUGCCCGCCCUGGACAUCACAGCCUGCAAGCAGCUCUGCAGGGCUGGGACGGGCUCUGGCGCCUACGGGGCCUUCGUGGUGCAAGGAGGCUAUGCCUUCUUCCGCCAGCAGCCGGUUGGCCAGUGCCGACAGCAGCUGAGGGACGAGCCCAACGCCACGACCUACCUCAACUCCUCCCUUGAGGCGGCGGCCCUGUGCGCAGAUAUCCGCAAGGCAGUCGCACGGCGUCAAGAGCUCCGAAAGCAGGACCGACGCGGCGAGGCUGCCCCUGCGGCCAACUCGGCGCCGAUGGUGGAGACCUGGCGAUCCCUUGAGGCAGAGCUACGCCGGAAGUCGACACACAGCUUGGAGCUGCACAGGCGCGUGCAUGACCUGGAGGAAGAGCUGCAAAAGCAGCUUCAGGGGACGGACACCCGCAUGGAGCAAGUUCUGUCGGCGGUGCGCUCGGCAGCCAUGCAUCUGAAAUCGGAGGCGGCGCGCAACGACAAAUGA